Molecule: messenger RNA, 3888 nt
Organism: Ostreobium quekettii
Lineage: Eukaryota; Viridiplantae; Chlorophyta; Ulvophyceae; Bryopsidales; Ostreobiaceae
Source: the annotation of a GenBank genome assembly
AUGGACAGGUGGGGGUCGCGGCGGCAGCAGGAGGUGAGGCAGGAACUGCUGGGAGGCAACCUGCCGCAGAGGAGGGCGUCGAGGUGGAAGAGCCUGGGGCUGAUCCAGCCCGGACGGCGACUGAAGAGCGUCGACACCGCCGAGAUGGCUCCAGUUGACGUGCCCACAUACCAUGGCCCUUCAAAGGCUACAAAGGAGAGCGCCACUCUGGUGAAGGCGUGCCAGGCCCAGUAUGACGAGCUCGAGGUGGCUAGUGAGGAGACUCGCUCAUUUAGGGAGAGUGCCAGCAGUGUGAGGGAAGCCGCUAUCAAGGCCAUGGCGGCCCUGGACAUGGCUCUUUUGAGUGAAAAGAAAGUUGAGCCCCAUUUGUCGAAGCUCAGCGCAGAGAUCCGGGCGCUGCUGACGAGGGGCACCAUGCUUGUACGAAAGUAUGGUGACACGCCCAGGAUCGUGAGGCACCUUCGCACUGGGGCCAAGAAGAAGAAUCUGUCUGCUCGGUUCAUGAAGGUGGCACACCAACUAGAGUUGAUGGCUGAGGAGGCCUGGCAGCUGCGUGAGAAGGGAGAGGCCUAUGUGUCCAAGAGCAAAAAGGAGGCACAGGGACAGGGCUUGGGUGUGCCCACUGUUUCGGGGAGGUCCAGGCGUGCCCCAGGGGAUUUGGGUUUUAAGCUUGUAAGGAAGCGGAUUCGCAAGGGGAAGAUUAUGGACAGGCAAAUCACAGCCCUUCUCUACAUUGAGGACUGCAUGUCGGCUGGAGGGGUCCAAGCCCGCGACACACAGGGCAUUUUGUGGUGGUCGAAGGGUGGCAUGCUCUUCCGGCAUGACCUUGGGACUGAUGCCACCAGCGAGAUCAGUGCAGAGAGGAUCGGCUCUGCAGUGCUGUGCAUGUCCAGCGACCACCUGGGCAGAAUAUGGACUGGCCAUGAAAAGGGCAUGCUCAAGGUGUGGACCAACAAUGGAGAGAUCUUGCUGGCCAGCAGCCAGUGUCAGAGCACCGCCAUCAGGGCGAUCUCCAUUGACGAGUGGGGUGUUGGAUGGGUGGGAUGGGCGAAUGGUAUCGUCAGGAGGCUGGAGAUCAGAGGCAGGGAGGGAUUCUUCCAACUGGAGGUGCUGGGGGUUCUGGCUCCAUCUGGCAGGGACACACCUUGCGAUUCUUCAGUGAAAGAAAUGGCUGGUGCCAAGGGCAUUCGCAAAGUGUUCAGCAUGAGAACUGAACCCCGCGCGCAUCAGGGGCGAGUGAGGUGCAUAUUCCCAAAGAAUGGCAAAGUCUACACCUCAGGUGGCUCCAGCCGCUCGUGCUCAAGCAUCAAAGUGUGGGACGACACGGGGGAAGCUCUGGGCAGUCGGCAUUGUUCACAUUACGGACUUUGUGACACGAUGGCUGCCAUGAACUGGGAGGUGAAAAAGAGAACAUCUGCCAUAGAUGACGACUGGCGGCUUCUAUCAGGGCAUGACAGUGGGGACAUCGUCCUGUGGAACCCUUCGUCACUGCUGCCCAUGGUCAAAGUUGGUCAAAGCAAGAGCCCCAUCAGGAACAUCUUCGUGAACGAGCCCCUGGGCAUGGUCUACGUCAGCCACCAGGACGGCGCCGUGGGCUUCUGGUCCAUGCUGCGCCCCGACCCCAAGACGCCGGGCAUGAACUCCGGCAACGCCACGCACUACCACGCCCUGUACAAGCACCUGCCGCGGCAGGGCGCCUUCAAGGCGCACAAGGGCAAGAUCGCGCACUCCGCGGGCGGCACGGAGAGCAUGGUGACGGCCAGCCGCUUCGGCACGGUGUCCUUCUGGCCGGAGGCCUUCCUGCAGGAAGAGGCACGCAAGGCGGGCUUCUCGCUGCCCAUCGUGCCCGGGCCCCUGCGCAAGAGGGCGACACAAAUAUGGGUGAAGCGCGUGAGCAAGGUGGACACGGUGCACCGGUUCAACACCCUGAAGAACCUGAACGUGCCCGCGGACCCCGAGAAGUCGGCGCCCCCGCGCCUGCCGGGCAACGACAAGCCCCCCAUCCCUCCCGGCCUUCACAGCGGCUCCGGCAAGAAGGCCCUGCACGCCAAGCCCCUUGCGGCCAAGGCCGCCCCGCUGCCCACCCCCUCGAUCGAGGGACCGCCCAUCCGCGCGGCGGAGGGCGUCAGGGAUCGGCCCAGGGAGGAGUUCGGGCGGGACGUCACUCCGAACGACAACGGCCUGACGACCGACGACCGGACAGUGACCGUGGACGCGGCGUGGAUCACGACGGACGAUGACAACGACGCCGCGAGGCUGGGGACCAUCCAGGAGCUGCCGUCCACGAUGCUGAGCAGCGGCCAGAGCAUGCGGCCCAUGGGGGAGGACGCUGGGUCGCCGUCGACGGUCGGGCUGCAGAGCAGCUUUGAGGGCUUUAGGUCCCUGUCAAAGGCCGGGCAACGUCUGAGUCUGGGUCGCGAGGCCAGCAUCGUUAUCGAUCCCCUGCCCCCGGAGCACUCCAUCCUGCUGAGCCGCCACGACCUCAGCUGGGACAAGGCAGAUGCAGAAACCCUUGGGGACGGUGCCUUUGGGACAGUGUACAGGGGAAAGGCCUUCAUGACUGAUGUGGCGAUCAAGGUGCUGAAGGUUAACAACCUGCUCGGCAACUCAGGCGCCCUCAAGGCACGGGAGGAAGACCCUGACAGCAACGACAGGGCCGAAGCGGCAUUGGCAAAGGCAAUGCACAUGCUCCAGCGGGAGGCGCAGGUGAUGUACUAUCUUCGGCACCCCAACAUCGUGAUGUUCAUGGGUGUGUGCCUCGACCCACCAAGUCUUGUGACGGAGUACUGCGCAAAGGGCUCCCUCUUUGACCUGCUGCAAAGGGUGCGGGAGGGCAACGAGGCGAUGGGAAAGCAGUUGACGUGGCGGAGGCUUGCAAAGAUGGCACUGGAGGCGGCCAUGGGGGUGUACUACCUGCAUCGGCAGGACAUUGAGCACCGCGAUCUCAAGUCACCCAACUUGCUGGUUGACGCCUUCUGGAAAGUCAAAGUUUCAGACUUUGGGACAUCAAAGCUCCUGUCCCCACAGAUCCAUGCCUCGUCUGUGCACGCCAGCAACCCCCGCUGGCUGGCGCCCGAGGCUCUGCGGGACAAUGUGUAUGGCUUCAAGGCGGAUGUGUACUCUUUUGGCAUUAUCUUGUGGGAGCUGCUCACCUGGCAGCAGCCCUGGGAGGAGUGCCCCCGCAGCUGCCACGCAGUCACAAUCUACAACUGGGUGCUGGAGGGACAGCGCCCAGAGAUACCCCCUGCCACUGAACUGCCAGCUGGGCCUUGUCCGGUGUACGAAGAUUGGACAACCCUGAUCCAGAGGUGCUGGGACCAGGACCCCCAGAGGCGGCCAGAAUUCUCCUUCCUGGUGAAGCACCUGGAGGAGAUGUUGCGCAAGGUUGUCAAGGCGGAGGUGUCCCUGAAUAGGUCUGAGCCCAGCCCAUUUGAAGUUGGCGGGGGCCUGCAGCGCAACUCCAACGUCCCCAGGCCCAUCGUUGUGGACGGCUACCCAAGCACUGGCAUGACUGGCAGAGUGUCAGGCAGUCCGAGGGAGUACACCCGCCACCCCAGGGCACCGUCCCCACCACCACCACCACAGUCGCCCUUUGGGGCCCCAGGAUCUAGGUCACCGUCUCCCCAACAGGGCGUGCCCCAAUACACACAGAAUGAAUCUCCCAGAAUGGACAAUCCAUUCAUGAUGGCAGCCAUGAAGGGAGGCCCGCCGGCUUCAUUCCUGGCACCCCCACCAAGGAUGCCCACGGCAUCUGAGGCGAGCUCGGAGCUGAUGCGGGGAAUGGGGGUGGAUGCAGAAACGGAAGCCAGCAGCCGCGAGCAUGAGAGCCGGGAGGAAACACCCUCGCCCUCCCCGUUCACGAAUGGACCCUUUGGAUCGCCACCCAAU